Molecule: messenger RNA, 2752 nt
Organism: Perognathus longimembris pacificus (Pacific pocket mouse)
Lineage: Eukaryota; Metazoa; Chordata; Mammalia; Rodentia; Heteromyidae
Gene: Dmwd
Product: DM1 locus, WD repeat containing
Exons: 4
Coding region: 61-2163 (700 amino acids)
Molecular function (GO): protein binding
Source: RefSeq, a predicted model, not a curated record
GGCUGGGGGCCCGGCUGCGGGCGGAGGUCCGACAGCGGCGGGGCCCGGGGGGCGCCCAAGAUGGCGGCGGGCGGCGCGGAGGGCGGCUCGGGCCCCGGCGCCACCAUGGGGGACUGCGCGGAGAUCAAGUCGCAGUUCCGCACCCGGGAGGGCUUCUACAAGCUGCUCCCCGGCGACGGCGCCGCCCGCAGGCCGGGACCCGCUUCCGCCCAGACCCCGGCGCCGCCGCAGCCCCCGCAGCCCCCGCCCGGCCCAGCCUCCGCCUCGGGCCCCGGCGCCACGGGCCCCGCGUCCUCCCCGCCACCCGCAGGCCCCGGGCCGGGCCCCGCGUUGCCCGCCGUGCGCCUCAGCCUCGUGCGCCUUGGGGAGCCCGACGGGCCCGGGGAGCCGCCCGCCACGCCCGCGGGGCUGGGCGCCGGCGGGGACCGCGUCUGCUUCAACUUGGGCCGCGAGCUCUAUUUCUACCCGGGCUGCUGCCGCCGCGGGAGUCAGCGGUCCAUUGACCUCAACAAGCCCAUCGACAAGCGGAUCUACAAGGGCACCCAGCCCACCUGCCACGACUUCAACCAGUUCACUGCUGCCACGGAGACCAUCUCCCUUCUGGUGGGCUUCUCGGCCGGCCAGGUGCAGUAUCUGGACCUCAUCAAGAAGGAUGCCAGCAAGCUCUUCAAUGAGGAGCGCUUGAUCGACAAGACCAAGGUGACCUAUCUGAAGUGGCUGCCGGAGUCAGAGAACCUGUUCCUGGCCUCGCACGCCAGCGGCCACCUGUACCUGUACAACGUGAGCCACCCCUGCGCCUCGGCGCCACCCCAGUACAGCCUGCUGAAGCAGGGCGAGGGCUUUGCUGUCUACGCGGCCAAGAGCAAGGCCCCCCGCAACCCGCUGGCCAAGUGGGCGGUAGGUGAGGGGCCCCUCAACGAGUUCGCCUUCUCCCCCGAUGGCCGCCACCUGGCCUGCGUCAGCCAGGAUGGCUGCCUGCGCGUCUUCCACUUCGACUCCAUGCUCUUGCGGGGACUCAUGAAGAGCUACUUUGGGGGCCUGCUGUGUGUGUGCUGGAGCCCCGAUGGCCGCUAUGUGGUGACAGGAGGCGAGGACGACCUGGUCACCGUGUGGUCCUUCACCGAGGGCCGCGUGGUGGCUCGAGGCCACGGCCACAAGUCAUGGGUCAACGCCGUGGCCUUUGACCCCUACACUACACGGGCCGAGGAGCCAGCGUCAGCCAGCAGGGACGGCGACAACGGGGACACGGGUGACCGAAGUGGCGAGGAGGAAGAGGAGGAUCCUGAGGCGGGGUCCGGUGGUGGCGCCCCGCUGUCCUCGCUGCCCAGGGCUGGCUCGGUCACCUACCGCUUCGGCUCAGCUGGCCAGGACACGCAGUUCUGCCUGUGGGACCUCACGGAAGACGUGCUGUCCCCACACCCGCCCCUGGCCCGUGCCCGCACGCUCCCGGGCACGCCAGGCGCCACCCCCCCAGGCCCCGGCCCCCUGCCCCGCUCCCUGUCCCGCUCCAACAGCCUGCCACACCCAGCCGGCGGUGGAGGCAAGGCCGGGGCCCCAGGGGCUGCGGCGGAGGCCGGGGUGCCGUUCAGCAUUGGCCGCUUUGCCACCCUCACGCUGCAGGAGCGCAGGGAGCGCGGCACCGACAAGGAGCACAAGCGCUACCACAGCCUGGGCAACAUCAGCCGCGGCGGUGCAGGUGGCGGCGGUGACAAGCCCAGCGGCCCGGCCCCCCGCAGCCGUCUGGAUCCUGCCAAGGUGCUGGGCACCGCACUCUGCCCCCGGAUCCAUGAGGUGCCCCUGCUGGAGCCCCUGGUGUGCAAGAAGAUCGCCCAGGAGCGGCUCACCGUGCUGCUGUUCUUGGAGGACUGCAUCAUCACCGCCUGCCAGGAGGGCCUCAUCUGUACCUGGGCCCGGCCCGGCAGGGCGUUCACAGACCAGGAGGCCGAGGCCCAGGCAGGGGAAGGAAGUUGGCCCAGGUCACCCAGCGAGUCAGUGGUAGAGGUAGGACUGUCCCCAAGUUCUCUCCCAUCCAGUGUCUCAGGACUGCCCCUGCAAGGCAGGAGGGGACCCCAGUGCCCCGUCUUCUCUCAAUCCUCCCUGUCCCCAUCCCCUGCCCUGGACCCCGAGGGCAGCGAGGGGAGCUGCUCUGUGCUAGGGCAGUAACUGACGGACAGGACCAGGCCCAGCACAGCUUCCAGGACUCAGCUGGCCCCUCCCUGGGCCCGGGCAGAGGCCAGUGGUGUCUAACUUUGCCCGUGUCUUCCUCCCCAGGGAAUCUCCUCCCAGCCAGGCAACUCCCCAAGUGGCACUGUGGUGUGAAGCUGUGGAUGUCAGGGUCCCUACCCUACGUCCCCAUCCUCCUAGCCGUGACCCUCCCCGCUGGCCUCAUGGAUCAACGUAUUAACAAGACUAACAAUGAGCGAAGGACUGCUCCAAGCCCCUGCCCUGAACACAUGUGGGGUCCCCCAGGCUGGCCUAGUGUGGGGAUAGUGGCCUGUGUGGCCUCUUUCUUGUCCCCACCUAGUGCAAUGACCCCUUUAUCCAAAAUGUCAGUGUUGUCCCCAGCCCUUUCCCCAGCAUGUGACUGGAUCCUCCAAGGCGAGUCCUCGCCCACCAGAGCCCUCGCUCCGCAGCAGAGGGUUGCCCCCUCUCCUUGCUGUUGUUUGUGUUUCUGAAGAGUGUUAAAUCUGGGGCCCCCCCAGGCCCUCCCUGUCCCCAGGACUCUUAUUUAUACUAAAGUUCCCUGUUUGCA